GCCUGUCUCUUUAAGUGCCACGGGCUGCUCUCCGGCCCGGGAGCCGGGAGCCGGGAGCCGGAUCUACAAUCCCCUCCCUCCUGCUCCGGCGCUUGUUGCUCGCCCGGCCCGAGCGGGAGCUGCGGCCGACCCGCAGUUUAGUCCUCUCCUCUCGCCCUACCUCUUCUAGAGCUGGCUGACUGGGAGCAGCAGCCCUAGCAGGAGGGAGGAGUCGCGGUGUGAACAGGAAUUGCCCCCCCAUUCAAGUUUGGGGUGCAACGCAGCCGCUGUGAAAGACAUGCGUCGCUCCCCUCUGCCCAGCCUUGCUGCAGCCCGCGCCGGGAGGAGGACUGCAGCGCCCACACCUGCAAACUCUCCCUAGAAGUCUUGGGGUGCGGCCGGGGCGCCUCCUCAAUCCCUACGGCCUCCACCUCUCUGCGGGUGUCCUCAGCCCCUGUACGGGGACCUGCGCCAAUGACCCUAGUGGUGGUUUCGUUUUCUCCCUUCGCGGCGGUGUGAACGUGUGUCCGCAACGUGAUGGGCAACCAGGUGGAGAAACUGACCCACCUAAGUUACAAGGAAGUUCCCACGGCCGAUCCGACUGGCGUGGACCGGGACGACGGGCCCCGCAUCGGGGUCUCCUACAUCUUUUCCAAUGACGAUGAGGACGUGGAGCCGCAGCUGCCGCCCCAGGGGCCGGAUAGCGGCAGCCUACCCGACGCAGGAGACGGGCCGCCCCUGCCCCAGCCUCAGCCCUACGACCCGCGGCUUCAUGAAGUGGAAUGUUCCGUGUUCUACCGCGACGAGUGUAUCUACCAGAAGAGCUUCGCCCCGGGCUCGGCAGCGCUGAGCACCUACACGCCUGAAAACCUGCUCAACAAGUGCAAGCCAGGCGACCUGGUGGAGUUCUUGUCGCAGGCGCAGUACCCGCACUGGGCGGUGUACGUGGGCAACUUCCAGGUGGUGCACUUGCACCGGCUGGAGGUGAGCAAUAGCUUCCUGACAGACGCGAGCCAGGGCCGUCGCGGCCGCGUGGUCAAUGAUCUGUACCGCUACAAGCCACUGAGCCCCAGCGCAGUGGUGCGCAACGCACUGGCGCACGUGGGCGCCAAGGAGCGCGAGCUGAGCUGGCGCAACUCGGAGAGCUUCGCCGCCUGGUGCCGCUACGGCAAGCGCGAGUUCAAGAUCGGCGGAGAGCUGCGCAUCGGCAAGCAGCCUUACCGGCUGCAAAUUCAGCUCUCGGCGCAGCGCAGCCACACACUGGAGUUCCAGAGCCUGGAGGACCUGAUCAUGGAGAAGCGGCGCAACGACCAGAUUGGGCGAGCGGCGGUGCUGCAGGAGCUCGCCACGCACCUGCACCCGGCGGAGCCGGACGAGGGCGACUGUAACCUAGCUCGGACUACGCCGCCUCCCGGGCGCCCCCCUGCGCCCAGCUCGGAGGAGGAGGAUGGAGAGGCGGUGGCACACUGAUGGCCCGGCAAGCUGAGCGCAGAGCUGCGAAAGGGAGCUGUUUGCAGCAGCAGUCGCAGCCCCCUUCCUCCCUCUCUCCUUCCUUUCCGCCUCCACCACCUUCUGGGCCCCAUCUGGGAUUCCUGGGCCCUUUGGAAAACCGAGAGUUGGUGAAAUGAGCAGCGGCUAUGGACAGGGGUGGAGGGAGCAGGUAGGAGCGCUGGGAGAGGCAAAGGCAAAUUGUGGACUUGCCUGGCACUUAGUCGUUGCUGGAUCGGGUUCUAAAAUCGGCCCUUAUGCACAUGGGGUUGGAGAGAAGUUCCAAGAACCAGUGUCUACCAUUGCCGCCUCCAGCUUAACUGCUUGCACUGGGCUUGAAGGAUUCCUGGUAAAAAGCCCUACAGGUUUAUGGAAUCUCCUCUGCCAGCCAGCACGGAGAGCUGCUUAUCUGCUUCCUUUGUGAAGCUAGGUUCUGUUUGGGAUUUGGGAGGUUGGGGUGAUUUGUUUUAUGGGAUUCCUGGGGUGCAGGGCUGUUUAAACCAAGACAAGGUCUGGGAGCAGCAGACCAAAACCAGGCAAGCCCCCUAUUAAGUGUAACCUAGUUGAGCAAACACGGACUUUGCUACCUCCUUCCUCCCAACCCCAAAUAAUCAGUCUUCAGGAGCUGACUCUUGGCUGAAUCACCUCCACCAGCCCCUUCCCAGGUUACAAGUAAAUCAUUGUCAAGGGCCAGGCAUGGGAAGGAUUCAGUUAAGGUUUGUUCUGAAGUCUUUGUUUCUCCCCUGCUGUUCCAGGCACUUAAAUAGCUGCAUUGUUAUCAAUGGAGGCAAUAGUCCUUUGUGUUUCUGAUCUAAUUAAACCUGCUCAGCUGUGCUCAGCUGUGUUCAUCCUCAGGUCACAUGUAGGAUUGGUUUGUACCACCUCAUAAAGUAUCUGCUAUGGAAGUAGACAUUCUCCCUGGCAAGAAUUAGUGAAGGGAACCCUUUUUUUCAAAACAAGGCUUUGAUAGUAGUACUAUAACUUAUACCCCCCACCCCUUCUUAUACCGGCUCAUCCCCUUCACCCUCAUUUUUGUUCUGCUGGUGGCAAAAUCUCAGGCUGGAGACACCCGGUAGUGCUAGCCACACUUCAUGAAGUUUAAGGUGCAAAGUCUCAUACUGUAGCAGUCUCCUUAUUGCUUGGAGAAGACCCUUUCAGAGCCCUUUCUUAAUAGAUGCCACCUGGUGUAGUCAGCACCAAAUGUUAAUUUGGAGACAGUCUGAAGGUACAGGUUGGUGAGAUCUGUUCAUGGCAGGCUGAGAAAGUAUUAUUUGGUACUGCGACUGCUUAAUAUGAGACCAAUUUUUUAAACCUGUCUCUUCUACUCCUGUAAACUCUAUAAGGAUGUGUGCCCUCCAGUGCAGAAUAGCUUCUCUGUUGCCCAUGGCCAAUAUUGUCUUCAAAUGUAUAGAAUUUGAGGGGCUUUUCCCCUCUCUUGGGAGUCAUAAACUACAUUGUACAAGUCAUUUGGUGACCUAAUUCUUAACAGUUGGAAUAGAAUCAUACUUGAGUGGUCUACAGCCAUGGCUAUAGUUGGGCCUCUUGCCUGGAAAUCUCUAAGGCAAAAAGUCUUGAAGGAUUUUCUUUUGUAUUUAUUUUUUUUAGGCAUUGGAAUUGAGGCCAUAAUUUUUAAAAGCCUGGGCCUUCAUAGCAUCUCAGACUUGAAGUCUUUUAAUUGCAAGGCAUUAGCCCUGUUCCCUGUUUUCACAGUUAGCACCAAACAGUUGCUAUGACUUUGAUGUCUAAAGAUGAACCACACUCCAGUGCCGGUCUAGGACUUUGGCAGGAGAUCAGUUUGUUUUUAGAAAUGCAGGUCUAGUUUCAAUGUUGAAUAUUCUCAUAGCUGUGCAUUUAUAUUCUCUUGCUCAUGGAAAAACAGAUCGAGAUAAACCUGAGUAAAGACGUUUAGGAGAGCCGCUACAUCUUACUGAUUUGGGUUUUCUUUCAUGUGUAACACAGGAGUGAAAGUUGAAAAUAAUGUCACUGUGCAGAUGGGGUGGAGGAACAGAAUGGUACUGUCCAGCAACUCUGGGCUCACUAAAUCAUUUUUCUAAUCCCCAGCCCUUCCCCUUCCUCUGUCCCAUAAUAGAAAGUGAUAAUGUGGUCACACUGCGUGAUAGCAGAGCCUAUAUGUUGUUAUUGAUGAAUGGCUCUUUCUGAGAAGUUUCAACUCAGACGAAGUACUCCUAUAAAAUCCAUGCCAGUAGUAACAUUCUACCUCGAGAGAAGAGGUUUUUGAUAACAGGGCUUGAAAAUAAACUAGAAUAGAAAAUCUGUUCCAGCUGCUGCUUUCCCCUGUAAUGCAGGUGUUUCUACAGGGUACCAGAGAUAUGGCAUAUGUGAUACUUAGAACAAUGAUGUUAUUGGGAAUUUGCUUAAGGUAUAAUGCUUAAAGUGAAGCAGCAGCCAACCAGUCAAGGCUCCACAGCAGGGAGUCGAGUCAACUCUUUCCUCGAGAGGGCAGUGUUGUAGAUAAGUGAGUUUUUAAUGCCCUGGCAAUGGCUACAUUUGACACUUUAGACAAAAUAAAUAUAUUUAAUAAUUUUUGUUUCUCCUUAGGAAUAAGACUUUAGAACUAUUUUGUACUGUGAAUUACGGAUGCUCUUUGAAGGAAAGAAAUAUCGAUUCUAAUGUUCUUCAGAAGCUCUGGCAGGGAUAAGCAGGACUUCGACUGGAACAUAUGCUAAAUGAAACCAGACAAAUUCUAUUUUCUUACCUGAGCAAAUAUUUUAUUGAAACUGCUUAUGUAUGUCAAAGGAGCCCACAACUUCAGCUGUACACCUUUUUGUAUCAAAAGAACUCAAACACCUUUUGUAGCUUUUAUUUCCACAUUUAAUGUAAAAUGGCUUUGUAGCACUAAAAUGCCUAGCAGAAGAUGACUUCAGAUCUUUAAGGAAAUAUUUAGUUUUUAUGAAAAAUUACACUUUAGUGGUUAAACGUCUCCCGUCUUCGGUGCUUCUGGCCGUAAUAGCACCACUGGACAACACCACAACCACGUGGAAACAUAUUUUUGGAAGCAGAACUUUAAUUUUGUAUGACAUAUGCUAUGGAGAGCUAAGAAAUUUUAGGACUACACGUUUUCUAUUUUUUUUUUUUUUCUUACCAAAAUGGAAUCCACUGUGUUGAAGACUCUUGGUAUUACGUGCUUGUCUAACAAUUUUUUUAUAAAUUAGGGUAAAAUCUAGUGUAAUCAUGGUCAUAAAAUGGAUUUGUUUGGAAAGUUCUGUCUUAUUUUUGAAUUUAUUUUAUUUUUUUUUUUUUUACAUCAGGGUAGCUAUAACUUGACUGGAUAAUUCAAAGUUUUGUUGUAUUGUUUUGCUCUUGGUUAUAAUACUUGUGAUCCAUGGAGAAUUAUAUUGACUAACAGGAUGAAUUAUACAUGCAUUUUGUUUCCCAAUGGAUUGUGCACACUUUAUUUUUGUGGAAAGUUGUAUGUUAAAUCAAUGUUAUGUUCUUAUACCACUUCUUGAGAAGGAAGUUCCGAUUUGAAAUUGUAUCGUUUCCUUCAAAAUGAAGGGCAGUGCUUAGUUAAAUAAAAGAUUGAUGAUAUCUUUUAAGCCAUUUCCUCUUCACUCUAUCCUAUUAAAAUAAAACCUGUCACGUCCGUAUGAAAAAUGCUAUGAGGGUUUCCAAUAAACCAUCUUUUAGAGUUAACUG
This is a messenger RNA of Nycticebus coucang (slow loris), 5124 nucleotides long. RefSeq names its product LRAT domain containing 2 (gene LRATD2). The coding region runs from base 517 to 1449 and encodes 310 amino acids. NCBI's taxonomy places the organism in Eukaryota, Metazoa, Chordata, Mammalia, Primates, Lorisidae. The transcript has 2 exons. The record is from RefSeq and is a predicted model, not a curated record.